Hydractinia symbiolongicarpus is the source of this 1346-nucleotide messenger RNA. RefSeq names its product L-seryl-tRNA(Sec) kinase-like. The transcript has a single exon. The coding region runs from base 183 to 1250 and encodes 355 amino acids. The record is from RefSeq and is a predicted model, not a curated record. Gene Ontology annotation, molecular function: kinase activity; tRNA binding. Lineage: Eukaryota; Metazoa; Cnidaria; Hydrozoa; Anthoathecata; Hydractiniidae.
AUAUGCAUAUAAUGAUUUUUUUUCAGACAAGUUUGGCUAGAUACAAAUUUAUAUAAAUAUAAGAAAAAAGAAAAAAACACUAUGAUGUGCAGCUUGUGACAUAAUUGGUGUCAUGGUCAUUAUCGUUUCAGUGCUUCAUUUGUUCAGAAGAGAAAUAAGCCUGAUUUUCUCAUAUACACGAGAUGACUGUCACACUGUGUAUUUUAGUAGGAUUGCCAGCUGUUGGAAAAACAACUUUAGUCGAAUUACUAAGAGAACACAUGAGCGACACGAAUUUGCACGUUUGUGUUGUCAAUUAUGAUGAGUUGCUGCCGAAACAUAUUGUGUUCCAUGAAGUUGCAACUGCAAAUCCAUGUAACAACGUCGAUGCAAGCAAAAGUGGGUUAUAUAGCAAGAACGAAUGUUGUAUAAAACAUUCAUUACCAAGCAAAAGCGAACGGUAUGAAAGUAGUCAACAGUCUUGGAAAUAUUAUCGAAACCAGGUAUAUGAAUUUACUUCCGAAACAGUGAAGUGGUUACAAGGUGGAAAUAUCUUUCCUGAGAAUGCCUUGUCGAGAGAUGUUAAUAACCUUUGUUGUUGUUUUACGUCCAAGCAAAAAAGAGCUAAAAGUAUACGGCAUGUGUUUUUUAUUGAUGACAAUAUGUUUUACAGAAGCAUGCGGUAUGAAUAUUUCCAACUUGCUCGUCUACUCGAAUGUUCAUAUUGUCAAAUUUUUAUAAAAGGUAACAUACAAGACUCUAUCAACAGAAAUUCGAACAGAAUCGGAAGUAUUGUAACUGAGGAUACCAUUAUUAAAAUGACAGCUUUGCUGCAGGAACCCGAUGUAGUCAGACAUACUUGGGAAAGCAAUACAUUUGUUUUGGAGAAUAGAACGCCAUUCAGCGACGAACUUGUGAAAGAUAUAUACAAAUUUAUAAACAAGUCCUCGGAAAAUAUUGUUUCACCAAUCGUUGAGAAAAAUCUUGACAUAUUGGAAGCUGACCGGAAACAAUGCUUGGAAAAUCUUCUACAUCAGUGCGAUCAAAUUACUCGAAAAUAUUUAUCAACCUACAUGAGCGAUUGUAAAACGAAAUGCGAAAGUAAGGACGAGUUGCAGAAGAUGGGAAAGAGGUUAAAUAAGAAAAGAAAAGAAUAUCUUAACAUGAUUACAACCGGAGAAAUUUCUUUCUUCGACUUACAAAAUAAACCUUUUGACGAUGUUUUCACAGAAAGAGUAGUUGAAAAGUUUCGAGGUUUCUUAAACGAAUGAAAUCUGCUUAACUAAGUUUUACUUUUCAAUUUUGAUUUUAUAUUUGUUUACAAUGCAAUUCUUUUACCUUGAAGAAUGUAGAAUGCAUUUGGUUGA